AUGUCUGCUCUUGCACGCUUCGCUCCCCUUACUGCCCGGGCUGCUGCCGUCCGCACCGUCCCCGCUGUCACCGUCGGCGCUCGCUUCCUCUCGUCGACACCCAAGUGUGAGAAGGGGCCUGUGGAGACCACCAAGGAUACACUGAAGAAGGCGGAUCGGAUUGUGUCCGACUAUGCCGUCAAGGGAAUCAACAAGGGUGAGGAAGCCACGAACAAGCUCAAAGAGACCGUAGGCAGCUCGACUGCCGAGGCUGAGGGUAAGGCGAAGGGAACGGUGGAGGAGCUGAAGGGUGACGCCGCGGAGGUUGCCGGCAAGAGCAAGGGCAAGGCGGAGGAGGCUCUGGGCUCGGCCAAGGGAACAGCCAAGGAGGUAUAUGGGGAGGCCAAGGGCAAGGCCAAGGAGAUGGGUAACAUGUGA
Molecule: messenger RNA, 417 nt
Organism: Aspergillus clavatus NRRL 1
Lineage: Eukaryota; Fungi; Ascomycota; Eurotiomycetes; Eurotiales; Aspergillaceae
Product: LEA domain protein
Exons: 2
Coding region: 1-417 (138 amino acids)
Source: RefSeq, a predicted model, not a curated record